Molecule: messenger RNA, 750 nt
Organism: Heterotrigona itama
Lineage: Eukaryota; Metazoa; Arthropoda; Insecta; Hymenoptera; Apidae
Source: the annotation of a GenBank genome assembly
AUGGGUUCGUCGGGGAUGGCUAGCGAGAGGGGUGGCGCCGGCUGCUGGAGGAAGCAAUGGAGGAGACUCGGUGGCUCGAACCACGGGGGUUGGAAUGGAGUUUGCUGGCUGGUCUCUCAAGAGCCAGCCGCCAACGGUGGGAGUCGCGAUGCUCUCCAGCUCGCGAGAGGGGAGUCUCGCAACAGAUCUCUACGAUACCACGCUCCUCAUUCGCGGUCCUUUUACAUGCUGGUUCGUUCGUCGCCACCGCGUUUCCAUGCACGUGGCCACGCUUCACGGCUUCUUGCAAGGUGGAACGCGACGAGAGAAGGAGAACGUUUCGCGUUGAUGCAGCAGGGAGGGUGAGGGGUGAUUCGACAGAUAGAUGAAAAAGAGAGAGAGAGAGAGUUCUGCAGGUGGUUCUCAAAUCGUUGACACUUGGAAACGAAGAUCUGUAGGUGCACGUGUAGAUAGCAGAUUUUAUUGAUUUGAGAGAGAAGAAAGAAGGUUAAAGAUGAAUAAUUCGAGAUCCAUUCUGCAGAGGAAUAAAUUAAAAUUUGAUAUUGGUAAUUACCGUUCCAUUCGGCUGUUGCAAACAAAUUAUUAAAAUUCUUAAAAAGGAUCAUAGAAUGAGGAAUAUGUACAUAUCCAUAUUUUGAUAUAUUUAUUCUAUAUAGAAUAGAAUCUGCUAUUUUAUGCAGAUUCAUUUUGCAAAGAAAUGAUAAUUCUCAACUGGGAACUAAUUCAUUAAAAUUCGAUAUGGAUAACUAA